Molecule: messenger RNA, 2154 nt
Organism: Fulmarus glacialis (Northern fulmar)
Lineage: Eukaryota; Metazoa; Chordata; Aves; Procellariiformes; Procellariidae
Product: protocadherin gamma-C5-like
Exons: 2
Biological process (GO): homophilic cell-cell adhesion
Cellular component (GO): plasma membrane
Molecular function (GO): calcium ion binding
Source: RefSeq, a predicted model, not a curated record
GCACUGUGCGGGCAGAGCCCCACGUGCUCCCUGCACCUCCAACUCGUCAUGGAGAAUCCCCUCCAGCUCCACCGCGUUGAGGUGGACGUCCUCGAUGUGAACGACAACGCGCCCCAGUUCCCCAAGCCGGAGGUGGUCUUGGAAAUCACUGAGGUAGCCAACCCUGGGACUCGGCUACCCUUGGAGGUAGCAGAAGACCCGGAUAUGGGCUCCAACUCCAUCUCCACCUACGAGCUCAGCCCCAGUGAGCAUUUCGCCCUGAGUAUCAACGUGAGAGGAGAUGGUGUUAAAAUGCCCGAGAUCGUGCUUGAAAAAGCACUGGAUAGAGAAAAAGUGGCUGGUUAUCACCUCACNGCCCUGGAUGGAGGGAAUCCAGUGAAAUCUGGCACUGCCAAGGUUACCAUCCAUGUGCUGGAUGCAAAUGACAACCCUCCUGUCUGUGACCCACCCAUAUCCAAGGUACACCUGGAGGAGAAUGUGCCAGUGGGCACUCUGGUCACCAAGUUGAAUGUCACCGACCUGGAUGAAGGUCCCAACGGGGACGUGGAAUAUUCUUUCAAAACUAGCAAUAACGCACCUGGUAAAUUCACCAAGCUGUUCUCCUUAGAUCCCCGGACAGGGGAGAUCAGAACCAAAGGCCCGCUGGAUUAUGAGGAAUCCAGUGCUUAUGAGAUUGCGGUUCGAGCCAGGGACAAGGGAUCCCCAGCCAUGGAAGGACACUGUCACCUGCGAGUGGAAUUAAUCGAUAUCAACGAUAACAGCCCAGAGAUUGUGCUGACCUCUCUCUCCAGCCCGGUGCAGGAGGACGCAACCCCGGGCACUGUGAUUGCCCUCAUUGGUGUCAAGGACAGCGAUUCUGGUGACAAUGGGCAGGUCCGUCUGCAGAUAGCGAAAGACCUCCCAUUUAAACUAGUGUCGUCUUUUAAAGAGCAUUUCUCGCUGGUCACAAAUGGUCCCCUUGAUCGGGAGAAGGCCAGUGGAUACAACAUCACGGUGAGGGCUGUGGAUUCAGGGUCCCCACAGAGGGCCACGCAAAAAACCUUUUACCUCCGAAUUGCUGAUGUGAAUGAUAAUGCGCCGAAUUUCUCCAGCCCUUUUGAUACAGCUCACGUUCAGGAAAACUCCCUUCCUGGGACUUCUGUUUUUUCAGUGGCAGCAUCUGAUCCCGAUGAGGGUAGCAACGCCAAGCUGUCUUACUCCAUCCUGCACAACGGGAUGCAGGAUGUACCCAUCUCAACCUACUUCCGAAUAGACCAGGACAACGGCACUGUCUACACCGUGAGAGCUCUGGACUACGAGCAGGAUAAGGUGUUCCAGGUGCCCGUGGAGGUGAAGGAUGCUGGGUCUCCUGCACUGAGUAGUACUGCUGUGGUCCAUGUGUUUGUCCUGGAUGAGAAUGACAAUGCCCCCACCAUUGUCUACCCAUCCGUCCCCAAGGGCUCUGCCUUCCACCAAACGAUCCCGGCCUUGGCAGAACCUGGCUAUCUGGUCACCAAAAUUGUAGCUGUUGAUGCUGAUAGUGGCCAUAAUGCCUGGCUGUCCUACCAGCUGCAGGAGACCGCUGAGGCUUUGCCUUUCCAAGUGGAACGCCGCUCUGGAGAGAUAAGGGUUGCACAGGCUCUCAGGGAGUCAGAAGAUUCCCACAGGCUGGUGGUUGAAGUGAGGGACAAUGGGACACCGUCCCUCUCGGCCUCUGUGGUAAUAGUCAUUUCUCCGGAGGAAAACAGUGUGCAGGACUUCGCCAAGUCCUUGGACCUCCCUAAAUCUUCUCCCAAGGAUACCAACCUAACGCUUUACCUCAUCAUCUCCUUGGUGUCCAUUUCCCUUGUGUCCUGCGUGAUGUUUGCUGUGGUGGCUGCCCGGUGUCUCAAAGCUGGCACUGCCAGCUGGACCUUCGUGGGUUGCUGCCGAGGGACUGGCCGCAAGCCUGCCUCCCAUUUCCGUGGGCAGAUGAAGCCAGAUGGCUUCAUCAAAUACCUGGACGUGGGAGGAGCGGGCUUGACCUCCCAGGCACAGAAUUACACCUCUUGUUUCUCACCCAUGUCUGACCAGAGCGAUUUCCUUUUUGUAAAACCUUUCAGCCAUUCUAGCACUGCGGAGACCGUGGCUGCCUAUGAGCAGGUGACCAGCACCUUAGCGAGUCCCUGCGAUGGG